Messenger RNA from Arabidopsis lyrata subsp. lyrata, 1448 nucleotides. RefSeq names its product B3 domain-containing protein At4g02870. The record is from RefSeq and is a predicted model, not a curated record. The transcript has 4 exons. Bases 132 to 1436 code for a protein of 434 amino acids. NCBI's taxonomy places the organism in Eukaryota, Viridiplantae, Streptophyta, Magnoliopsida, Brassicales, Brassicaceae.
AGUCUCUCUCUCUCUCUCUCUCUACAAUCGUUUUAACGAUAACUCGCCGACGAAGAAGAAAACGAAAAAGAGUAAUAAGUCAAGAAAGAUCACUAAAAUACUCUUAUCUAUUUCGAUACAACGAAACAGAGAUGUCUCUCUCAGACGAUCAUUUAUCUUCUACGGGGAAGAAUCGAGCGCGUACGAGUCAAGAAUCACGAGAGAGCCCUCAAGGUUCUUCUUUCUUGCGAUCCAAGGAAACAGAGACGUCUCUCUCCGACGACCCUCCACCUCCGAGGAAGAAAAAUCGAGCGCUUACGAGUCAAGAACCACGAGAGAGCCCUCAAGAUUCUUCUUUCUUGCGAUCCAAGGAAACGGAGAAGAAGAGUCAGACGAGUAUGGGCCAAGAAACAGAGAAGCCGUUUGUUUCUCCGAUUAACACAGAUGAAGAAGUCUUUAAGGGAUAUGAAUCGUACAGGGAAAACCCAGAUUACUACGACAGUGACAAAAUCCUUAUCAACACUGAAAACACGUUGAAUCCUUAUGGUGACAUGUUCGAAGGUUCUCUUGAUUCUGCAGGGUACAUUGGUUCACAAAACGAUCAUGAUGCGCUCGAGAUGCCAAGGUUGACGUUACACAACUCUGGAAGUCAAAUUGGUGUUGGCCUUAUUAGACCUGACAUGGAACAAGAAUUCUCCACAGAAAUGCAGGGUGAAGGAUAUGGGACAAACACUUGUGGCCCUUGCGAAAACAAGAUUGAUAUUGCUGCUGGUUCUGUUGGAAACAUUGAAUCCUUGAUGAACGCAGAAAGAGAGAAAGAAAAGAUUGUGAUGAUCCCUACCCCUGGAUUUGUCGACAACUCUGGAAGUCAAAUUGGUGUAAUUGGCCUUAUUAGACCUGACAUGGAACAAGAAUUCUCCACAGAAAUGCAGGGUGAAGGAUAUGGCACACACACUUGUGGCCCUUUGGAAAACAAGAUUGAUAUUGCUGUUGGUUCUUUUGGAAACGUUGGAUCGAUUAUGAACGCAGAAAGAGAGAAAGAAAAGACUGUGAUGAUCCCUACCCCUAGAUUUGUCGAGGCACCACAAUGGACCAUAAAGAAGAAGCUGACCCAGUACGAUACUAAUCCUCAUUAUGACAGACUUAUUCUGCAAAAGAGCUCCUUUGAUGAGCACAUUGGAAGACAUUUGCCUAAAGCAGAUUACCAAAAGGUAGUAGAUAAAAUCGGAACCACGACUGUUAACGUAUAUGACUACGACACGGACACAAUGCAUGAGCUGCGUCUGGAAUUAGAGAAAAGCUAUGGUCUAAGGAGUGGUUGGCUGGAACAUUUUGUUCGCAGGAGAUGCUUGAGGCAAAACGAAGAGAUUGGACUCUUAUGGGAUUCUUCUGCUUCUAGGAUUCAGUUUGGCGUCAUUUCUCGGCGUACGAGACGAAAGAGACAGACUUAUAAAUAGAAACGCAAUUUA